UAAAUAGCCCAAGCUCGUCUAGAAGCCGACUCAGUUGAAAGCGAAGCGUGCCAAGUGGAAAUCGCAACCAUUUAUUAGUUGACACUUUUUGUUUUUUAUUUUACGUUGUUUAUCUGCUGUAGUGCUAGUGUUUUCUAAGAACUGAACCCCAAAAAUGCAGCAGCAGCUCCUGGUCGUGGCCCUGGUGGCGGUGGCCAUCGCGUCCUUGCCCCAACUGGCCGCAGGUAAAAAGCUGGGGAAGCGCUGCGUGAACUGCACGUACCGCACUUACUACACCUACGGCGAUGGGCGAUCCCUGCAGCGGGUUGUCUAUAGAGAUCCGGUCUACACACGUGUGCCUCUCUCCUCUCCUCUCGCCCACACAGCGCAGUCCUACGGCAGCGGAUGCAGCGGGAGCCCGUGCGGCGUGAACGCCGUGUGCCAGGAGGCCUCCGGAGGACGGCCCGUCUGCUCGUGCCCGCCCGGAUUCAGCGGUAAUCCGCUCACCCACUGCAAUCGCGGCGAGUGCCUGGACAACGUCGACUGCCGCGGCAACCUGCAGUGCAAGGACAAUCGCUGCGUUAAUCCCUGCGUGGGUGCCUGCGGCAUUGGCUCCAAUUGUGACGCCCGCAACCACGUGGCCGUGUGCAGCUGCCCCGCCGGCUACAAUGGCGACCCCUACCACGCCUGCCACCUCAACGAUCCGGAGGAGCAGUGCCAUCCCAGUCCGUGCGGCGUGAACACCAAGUGCGAGAUCAUCAACGGCGUGCCCACCUGCUCCUGCGUCCACGGCUACGUCGGCAAUCCGCUGAGCGGCUGUCGCCACGAGUGCGACCACGAUGGCGACUGCAGCAGCCGGGACAUGUGCUCCAGCGACUUCAAGUGCGUGCCGGCCUGCGGGCAGUGCGGCACUGGCGCCACCUGCCGGACGGUCAGCAAUCACCGGGCGGUCUGCGAGUGCCCCAAGGGCUACAUUGGCAGCCCGUACACGGAGUGCCGCCCGGAGUGCUACGGCGAUGCCGACUGCCCGGCCGGACGACCCGCCUGCUUCUACGGCAUCUGCAAGAACACCUGCGAGGGUGCCUGCGGCAUCGGCGCCGACUGCAACCUGCGCGGCCUCACCCCCGUCUGCAGCUGCCCCCGCGACAUGACCGGCGACCCCUUCGUGCGCUGCCGCCCCUUCACCAAGGAGGACCUCUGCGACCCCAAUCCGUGCGGCACCAAUGCCAUCUGCGUGCCCGGACACGACAACACCGGUCGCGAGCGGCCCGUCUGCAACUGCCUGCCCGGCCACACCGGCAAUCCGCUGAGCCACUGCACCCGGGGUGAGUGCCUGAGCAACAACGAGUGCCCCGACCACCGCGCCUGCAUCAACUACCAGUGCAUCGAUCCCUGCAUCGGCAAGUGUGCCACUGGAGCCAGCUGCGAGCCCAAGGCCCACCUGGCGGUCUGCCGCUGUCCACAGGGACAGUCGGGCGACGCCCUGGUGUCCUGUCGCCAGACGCGCACCUUCCCCGUGGCCAAGUACCACUGAGGCGGGAUGGGCGUCGUACAGUCCCGGAGCCGCACUGCCUGCCAAACCAGUCACCAUCCCAGCCCAGCCAAUCCCCAUCCCAAUCCGCACCAGUCUAUCUGCAUCUGCCCACUUCCCGUACUAGUCGUUGCCCUAACCUCGUGCUCUCCCCAAUAGAAGCGAUAAAAAAUGCGUUGAAAAACAAUAAAUAAUACCAGUAAAUAAUAAUAAUAA
Messenger RNA from Drosophila simulans, 1726 nucleotides. It is a transcript of the gene aspr, whose product is annotated as neurogenic locus notch homolog protein 1. The transcript is spliced from 6 exons. The record is from RefSeq and is a predicted model, not a curated record. NCBI's taxonomy places the organism in Eukaryota, Metazoa, Arthropoda, Insecta, Diptera, Drosophilidae. Bases 155 to 1513 code for a protein of 452 amino acids.